CCUCGUUCUCUUUUCUUCUUCCCAGCAAAUACGAGCGGCAAAAAGGCAGUGGUGGCUGGGCAGUGUGAGAAAGAGUGAAAGGCGGGGGUUUCGUCUCUCCAGCUCCAAGAAUCGCGAAGGCCUGGGCUGUUGGAGAAAGACGGCGCCACCAAAACACUAGCAAAGAUAUCGCUAUCUCCGGCCAAUUACUUCACCGCUACAACCCACGUGUGUAAUUGCCAUUUUUUUGUCUCUCUCUGUUUUAUGUGGAACCCUAGAAUGAAAAUGGAUUGAUUCUUCUGUCUUUGUUCGUGAUGUAACUGAGGCCAUGGUGGUUGCUAGCUUGCUUUUCCUUUCUUGGAUGGUUUCUGGUGAGAUCAAAAUCGAUUCCCAAUAUGAUUGAUUGUCAACAACCAAUUGUCUGUUUCCUUUUGAAUGUCACCAAAACUCUCCCACAUGGUUGUAGUGUACUAGUAGUAGUUUUCCUACCAUCAUUUUUGUUUGUUUCCUUUUGAACGUCACCAUCAUUUUUGGGUUUUGAUUCUUUAAUAUAAGAUAAGAUCUGCCUUUCUUCUUGAAUUUGUUGGCUUUCAUGAUUUAUUAUUGCUCCAAUGGAAAGCAACUAUAUUUGACAAAAACAUGAUGCCCACUGAUUGUGUAUUAAAAGGGUGAAUCUGAUUGUGUGUUAAUUUUUGUUUGUAAAGGCUAUGGCUCGAUUAAGAAGGCAAUCUAAUAGGCUGCAGAAGAGGAAAGUUGUGAAGGCUAUUAGAAUUGUUUUAACCUUGUUGCUUGUUUAUGUAUCUUUGCUUAUUAGGUUUCUUGAGCUAUUAAUGUUGACAAAAUUACAAUCUAAACCACGAAACACUCCCUUAGACAAUAUAUUUGACCGUCAACAUGAUAGAAUGCGCUAUAUGAGACGGGUACUUGAGCUAUCCGAUACUCGUUGCAUUGAUAGUACUAGGAUGGAUAGAAGAAUGUUUAGGAAGUUGUGUCAACUACUUGUCAGUGAGGGAGGGCUGAAACGUUAUGACGAUGUAGCUAUAGAUGAGAUGGUCAUGAUGUUUUUAGUUACAAUCAGACACAACAAGAAGAACAGAACGCUGCAAGUCGACUUUUGUCGCUCAGGCCAAACAAUUUCCAAAGUUAUCCAUAGGGUCCUCCGUGCAAUCCUACGAUUGCAUCCUCUUUUACUACGCCAACCAGAAGCAAUACCAGAAAACUGUAAUGAUGAUAAGUGGAAACACUUCAAGGUGACUAAUUAUUCUCAUUUUCUUUUGAAAGUUCUUAUAAGUUCACCCUCUGUAACUAUCUUAAGAAUGAUACUUUUGUUGUUUAAGGUUGCUUAGGUGCUCUAGACGGGACACAUGUGAAGCUUCGUGUUGGGGUAGAAGAUAAGCCUAGGUACCGGGAUCGCGAAGGGCAUAUUUCCAUGAACGUAUUGGGUGUGUGUAACCCAAACCUCGAGUUCAUAUACUGUUUAGCUGGUUGGGAGGGUUCAGCACGUGAUGGAAAAGUUCUUAGAGAUGCAUUGGCGAGGCCAAAUGGUCUACGUGUUGAGAAAGGUAAUAUGGGUUUUUAGAAGUCUCUGGACAUUCUGAAAAAUAUCCUAAAAUCCACUAAUUAGUCCUUUCCAAUAUGUUUUUUACUUAAUAGGAAAUUACUACUUGGUGGAUGCCGGGUAUAGCAACUGUGAAGGAUUUUUAGCCCCUUACCGAGGAUAAAGGUAUCACUUGAAAGAAUGGGGAGGAGGUAAUAUGCCAUUAACCGCCGAAGAGUACUUCAAUAUGAAGCAUGCUACCGCAAGAAAUGUGGUUGAAAGGAUAUUCGGUAUUUUGAAAAAUCGAUGGGCAAUUCUUCGAGAAACUAGUUGGUUCUCUCCUGAGGUUGUUACCCUAUUAGUGAAUGCAUGUUGCUUGCUGCAUAAUUUCAUCAAGAUAGAGCAGGGAGUUGAUUCAUUUGAAAGAGAUUAUAGGGACAAAGAACCUGAUCAGCAUCCUUCAUCUGUGGUGGAAGAAAUUGAGCUGCUCUCCGAAAUUAGUCCUGCACAACUUUGGACUCGGUUCAGGGAUUCAAAAGCAGUAGACAUGUGGGAGAACAGAAGUAGUAGAUGAGUUUAGGACUUUGGAAAUGUUGUAUUAAAACAUCUAUUUAUAAGUUUAACAUGUAUUUUGUUUGUAUGAAUCUGUAUUCCUAUUGUAUUCUAACUGAAUGUCAAUUUUAGUGCUGCUGUCAAUGGAUGUUAAUGGAUGUUAUUUUUAUUAAAGGCUGCUGCUGUCAAUGUGAAUUUCUGUGCUACUGUAAAUGGUAGUAGAUGGUCCAAUUUUAACAUGUAUUCUAACGAAAGUAGUAGAUGAGUUUAUGUUUCUAUAAAUGGUAUCAGUUGAGAACUUUGUUGCUAUCAAUAUAUGUUAUUUAUGUUAAAGGUGCUGCUGCACUUUUUGCGUUGGCAGUGUAUUAUGUGGUUGAAUGGUUUAUAUAUGUUAUUUAUGUUAAAGAUGUGGGUGCUACUGUGAAUGGUUUUUGUUAAGGAGUGUCUUAUAGGUUUCUUUGUUUGUAGGAUGACAAAAAAAAAGAAAACAAGUCAUCAACGAAGGGGGACCGAUUGAGCCUACUUCUGGUUACUUCUCGUGGGACGAGAAGCUUAAUGCUUUGCUCAUACAAUGCAUGGUGGAGUUAGUUCAGAGGCAUCAGGUGGAGAAUGGAUCUUUCAAAAAUGGGACUUUUUCUGAGCUUCAGUACAUGAUGGAGGAGAGGGCUCCUGGCUGCGGUGUCAGAGUUGAACCACACAUUCGUAGUAGGCAUAAGUUGCUCAAGAAGGACUUCCAUGCUGUGCACUUGCUGCGUAAUCAGAGCGGAUGUGGUUGGGAUAAUGUAACAAAGACACCUACACUGGAUGAUGAUGUCUUUGAGAAUAUUGUAAAGGUUUUCCCAAAUUGCAAAAAACUUAAUAGGAAGCCUUUCCCAUUUUAUGAUGAGCUGUUGAAAGUGUUUGGGAAGGUUGGUCCUGCAAAUGGAAGGAAAACAACACCACACAUUGUAGAGGGACAUAAUGCUGAGAGGUUUAUGGAAGAUUUGAUCAACGAAGGGGUUGAGAUGUCCCAGAGGGCAGCUGCUACUACUUCGACACAUAAAGCAGUUCCUCCAGCAGCAGGGGCUUGUGACGGCAUCAGGAAGAGGGCCAAGAAAACAGAGAAUAAGACGGACGAUGCAAUUGUAGCGGUAGCCGAUGAACUCUGCGGGUUGAAGCCUGUCAUAUCCAAGGCACUUGAUGCUCUUGGAAGCAUCUUAGAAGACCGUGAAGAAGAGACUGGAAAGGAAGCUGCAUUGAUGGCAGAGAUAGGGAAAAUAGAAGGUUUGGAACGCUGCCAAGUUCUCGAUGCUGCUAUGGCCUUGGUGGAGAAUGAUCGUAAGACAAAGCUUUUCUACGCAUUGGACAAUGAGGAGGAUCGAAAGUACUUUAUUCAGAACUUGUUGCGUUGACAAGUUAUGAUGAUGUAGUAGUUGUGUAUGUAGUAGGGAUGUGAAUUUGACUGUAGAAGCUGUGUAUGUGACUCUAGUGGUGCGCCUAGGUAUGUAGGGGUAUAAUUUUCUUAGGACACAUGUAGUAUGGAUGGGAAACUCGCCUCUCUUAUGCAAAGCUAACAGGUAGGAGUUAGUAUGCAGUGGUGAUAGGAAGAGGCUGAGGUAUUUUGCUUUUGAAAGUUCCCCAUCCAUUCCAAUUAUGUGUAUGCAAACUUUGUAGUAUGACUCGGAAUGCUUUGAUAUAUAAUCUACUUAUGCAGCAUGUGUUCUGGUUUUUUUUAUGUGUGCAGUUACUUCUCCUCUCUUUAUAAAAAAUGAAUCAACAU
This is a messenger RNA of Linum trigynum, 3827 nucleotides long. NCBI's taxonomy places the organism in Eukaryota, Viridiplantae, Streptophyta, Magnoliopsida, Malpighiales, Linaceae. The record is from the annotation of a GenBank genome assembly.